UUCUGAUUCAUGUUCAAAUAAAAAAAAAACAUGAUGUUGCCUCAUAAUCUAUAUGUUUUAAUCUUCUUCAUUUCAUCUAUAACCGCAGCUACAGACGUAGUUCCCGGUUUUGCCAAGCCUGGAUGCAAUGAGACGUGUGGGAAUUUAACCAUUCCAUACCCUUUUGGAAUCGGUCCAAACUGUUUUCUCAACCGAUGGUACGCUGUAGAUUGCGUCUCCUCUAAACCAUAUUUAUCAUCUCUAAAACACCUUCCAUUGUUGGGUAUAGACUUGAGUGAACAGAUGGUUCUUGUCAACGUCUCAUUGAGCUCUAAAUGUCAAGCCUCAGUUUGGAAUAGCACUCAAAUUGUAAAUCUUGGUGAUAGCCCGUUCCUGUUUUCGAUGAUGCACAAUAAAUUCACCAUUCAGGGAUGUGGCACUGCUGCCAUAUCAAGCCAUGGAAAUGAUAUUACUUGGUGUUCUACGUUGUGUUCUCAGCCUUCUAUGAGUUCUAGGAUAGACAAUUGCUAUGGGAUCCAUUGUUGUCGAGCCAAAGUUCCUUAUUAUCUGGAGGCUUUCAGUGUCAAUGUGUCAAGCAAUAAAUCGUGUCUCUCCGCCUUCUUGGUGGCUGAUAAUUCAUAUGUUCAUGACUUGUUUUCGCGCCAAUCUUAUGACGGGGAUGUUUCUUCGAUUCCAACGGUACUUCGGUGGACGCUAACCAACAAUGAUUAUAGCAAAGCGAGUUGUAAUUAUAGUUUCAGCACACAUGAGCUACAUAUGAGUGAGAAUACUUCUGUCCACACUGGGAAGUGUAGCUGCCGGUCUGAAAUAGAAGAAGGAAACCCUUAUCUAUCUGGUGGAUGCAAAGUUACCGAAGAAUGUACAAAGUGUAUGGAAACGUCGGGGUCUUGUGUGUACAAAGUAUCAUAUAGUGGUGUGCGGAACUUCGUUUGUGAUCACCAAUUUGGCCAUAGUCGAAGCAAAUCAUCAUCCCUAGCAAUUUUUCUAGGUGUUGGCAUAAGUAUUCUCGCCCUAAUUCUUACAGCCCUAGGAUUUACAUUUUACAAAAUAAUACAAAGAGCCAAAGACAAAAGACGGAAAAAAAGAUUUUUUGAACGUAAUGGAGGCCUGCUCCUACAACAGCAGGAAGCAUGUAAUGGCGAUUUAGUUGAUAAAACCAAGUUGUUUACAUCUGAAGAGUUGGAGAAGGCGACAAACUACUUUAACGAGAAUAGGAUUAUUGGUUGUGGAGGCCAAGGUAUCGUAUACAAAGGCAUGUUGGCUGAUGGAAGCGUCGUAGCAGUCAAAAAGCCAAAGUCAUUUGACCAAAGUCAACCAGAGCAAUUCAUCAACGAGAUGGUUAUUAUUUCACAAAUCAAUCAUAGGAAUGUGGUCAAACUAUUGGGGUGUUGCUUAGAGACGGAUGUUCCGAUAUUGGUUUCAGAGUUUAUCUCAAAUGGGACAUUGUAUGAGCAUAUACAUCAUGAGACUACUGAGAUUUUCAUUCCUUUAAACAUACGACUACAAAUUGCUACCGAGGUAGCGGGAGCACUAUCAUAUUUGCAUUCAGCAACAUCAAUUCCAAUCUACCAUAGAGACAUCAAAUCCACUAAUGUGGAUUUUGGGGGUGUGACAACUAACAUACUUUUGGACGAAAAAUCUAGAGCUAAGAUAUCUGACUUUGGAACUUUAAGGUUCAUCUCAAUAGGCCAAACUCACCUAACUACCAUAGUCAAAGGAACAUUUGGCUACUUGGAUCCAGAGUACUUUCAAACUAGUCAGUUCACUGAAAAAAGUGAUGUUUAUAGUUUUGGAGUUGUUUUGGUUGAACUAUUAACAGGAGAAAAACCGAUUUGCCUAAGUAGAUUUGGUGGAAACAUAACCUUGGUUGCACACUUUAUGUCGGCUUUUGAAGAAGGUCGAGUCAUGUCUAUUCUAGAUGUAAAGAUGGUGAAAGAGGGUGGUAGGGAUGUGUUGAUAAAAGUAGUUGACCUAGCAAUACGAUGUUUAAACUUGUGUGGGAAAAAUAGACCGACAAUGAGAGAAGUAGUCUUAAAGUUGGAAGCAAUUAGAAUGUCACACUUGUCAUCUGGAGUUAAUUUGGAUUUUGAAAAAGUAAAGUACAACGAUGAAAAAGAAGAAGAGUUACUUAUGUUAUCAUAUGGAGAGUCAACAUCAAGUAGCAUCAUGUAG
Helianthus annuus (common sunflower) is the source of this 2172-nucleotide messenger RNA. RefSeq names its product wall-associated receptor kinase-like 2. NCBI's taxonomy places the organism in Eukaryota, Viridiplantae, Streptophyta, Magnoliopsida, Asterales, Asteraceae. The record is from RefSeq and is a predicted model, not a curated record. The coding region runs from base 31 to 2172 and encodes 713 amino acids. Gene Ontology annotation, cellular component: plasma membrane. The transcript has 4 exons. Gene Ontology annotation, biological process: protein phosphorylation; cell surface receptor signaling pathway. Gene Ontology annotation, molecular function: ATP binding; polysaccharide binding; protein serine/threonine kinase activity.